This is a messenger RNA of Nematolebias whitei (Rio pearlfish), 1469 nucleotides long. RefSeq names its product RAB4a, member RAS oncogene family (gene rab4a). Gene Ontology annotation, cellular component: endosome. Gene Ontology annotation, biological process: regulation of endocytosis; Rab protein signal transduction. The transcript has 8 exons. NCBI's taxonomy places the organism in Eukaryota, Metazoa, Chordata, Actinopteri, Cyprinodontiformes, Rivulidae. Bases 141 to 782 code for a protein of 213 amino acids. The record is from RefSeq and is a predicted model, not a curated record. Gene Ontology annotation, molecular function: GTPase activity; GTP binding.
GGGAAGUCGGAAGUGGAAAUCAGCUGGAAUUAACGGACGUUAUCAACACGACUAUAUUUCUCUUUUUGGCUAGCUGCACGUCUGUCAACGCGUGUUUCUCCCUCCCAUCGUUUUGGUGUUUCUAAAGCGCCGCGUCGGCGAUGUCGGAGUCUUACGAUUUCCUGUUUAAAUUCCUGGUGAUUGGGAAUGCUGGGACAGGCAAAUCUUGUUUGCUGCACCAGUUCAUAGAGAAGAGAUUUAAGGAUGAAUCCAACCACACGAUUGGAGUGGAGUUUGGCUCCAAGAUUAUCAGCGUGGUGAACAAAACGGUCAAACUGCAAAUCUGGGACACUGCAGGACAAGAACGCUUCAGGUCUGUGACCAGGAGUUACUACAGAGGGGCAGCAGGGGCCCUGCUUGUCUAUGACAUCACCAGUCGAGAAACAUACAACGCUCUGACCACGUGGCUGAGCGAUGCCAGGAUGCUGGCUAGUCAAAACAUCGUCAUUAUCCUCUGCGGGAACAAGAAGGACCUGGAUGCGGACAGAGAGGUCACGUUCCUGGAGGCGUCACGGUUUGCUCAGGAAAACGAGCUGAUGUUCCUGGAGACGAGCGCGCUCACAGGGGAGAACGUUGAAGAGGCCUUUGUCCAGUGCGCUCGGAAAAUCCUGAACAAGAUUGAAUCUGGGGAAUUGGACCCAGAGAGGAUGGGCUCAGGUAUCCAGUAUGGCGACGCUGCGUUACGACAGCUUCGUUCUCCUCGCCGUGCUCAACCGCAGGGCACCCAGGAGUGUGGCUGCUAGUGGACCUCGUGCACAAUGAAGGUUUGUGAAGACCGGAAGACAAACAGCCAUGGAGGACCUAACAGUGUUUGGUUCAGGUUGCUGUGCUGGUGACCCCUCCCUGACCUUUGCACGGACCCUUCAGAGUUUCCAUUUCUGCAUGUGCAGAGAGCUGAGAAGACCUCCCGACCCCCACCUCCUCGUCAGAUCUCCACGGUAACCACAAAAUCCUCCAAAGGUCUUCUACUUUAUUGGACCAAACUGUCCCCGUCCAUCCACCCAGGGUGUUUAACGCUGGCGUGUACGUGUGGAGUUGUCUCACUCUGGUUAUUGUUCCAGUCUGUGUUACUCGCAGGAAUAAUCCACGUCUGAGUCUUUGGUUUUAAAUUCAACAAGACUAAACAGAACAUUAGGUCACUUUUAAAGGUAGAUUUUAGAGAUUUGGACUGAGCCAUAAAAAAAAAAAAAGUUGCCUAUUUUAGGUUUAAAGUUAAAAGACGUCCUGCCCCCAGCCUAACUGAAUGCACAACGGCUACGGGAAUGAACUUCUCCUCCAGCUCUUGGCAUGCAAGCAAAUUUCCCAAAUUCUUGAACUUUUACUGAUGAUACUCACCUUUCCCUUUGAGUUUUUAUCUUUGUCCAUUCACCUGCUGUCAAAACUCUGUUACCUCUCUUUUCUAAUUUAAACACCACCAGUGUAACACUUCA